This is a messenger RNA of Closterium sp. Naga37s-1, 1374 nucleotides long. NCBI's taxonomy places the organism in Eukaryota, Viridiplantae, Streptophyta, Zygnematophyceae, Desmidiales, Closteriaceae. The record is from the annotation of a GenBank genome assembly.
AUGCCAUAUUCCCAAAUCCAGGUGUACGAGAAAUGGGAUGAGGUAUACGAGGCACGGGACGGGGUGGUAGGCGAGGGAACCCUCAUCACCCUCUAUCCCAACGGGCUCAGGGCGCUCAGCAGAAUCGUCCCUGCCAUUGUGCCCCAGGCAUGUGCGAGUGAUCUGAUAUCCCCAGGAGUACCGGACCCCACCAUUCUCGGCCGCUCUCCAACCGGCGAUCUCCCUUUCCAGUGGGACCUCGGGUCCAACAUGACUGCCUGGUUUGGAUUCCCCCUGCUGAACAUCCGCUGGCAAGAGGUCUUAGACCUGUUGCGUGGGAUGCUGCCGAACGAUGCCGUCCAUGCCGGGCACAGGCUCGUGGGGUUUACGCAGGGAGAGGAGGAAAAGGAGGGGGGAGGAGGUGCUGAGGGGAGUGGCUCGGUGAAAUGCGUGUUCAAAGAGGUUUCGGGUGGUGAAGAGCGGUUGCUGGAGGUGGAGACCGCGACCGCAACCACUCUCUGCCUCGUCAUACCCCUUUCCACCGCACUUCACCCCUCCUUUUGUUCCCUACCAUACCAUCCACCAAUCCCGUUUGCUGCUGGGGUUGGACGGCAUUCACUGAGGGACUCUACACCUCCGCUGCUGGAGGCAGACGGCAUUCACUCGGAGGCACGGAAGCAGCUGCUGGCGGGGACAGCAGGCGGGGGAGUGAGUCCGCGGGACAACGGCAGAACCCAUUGGAGGGCCAUCAUCGACAGUUCCCUCUGCACCCAUCCCGUAUGUGCCCCCUUUGAGUCGACUCAAAAGCUGCUGGUGGCGACAGCGGGCGAGGGAGUGAGUGUGCGAGACAACGGCAGAACCCAUUGGAGGGCCAUCAUCGACAGUUCCCUCUGCCCUCACCCCGUAAACACCAUUCUCUGUGCCGACCGCACUGCAACUGCUGCCGAUGCUGGAGCUGGCAGGCUCUACUGGUCGCUCGCGCUCGUUGAUUCCGCCGAUCCGACGGUCAGCAACGAGCCAUCCAGCGGGGGGGAGGAGGCACGGGAGAAGAUCCUGCAGGCUUUUGAGGGGUGGGAUGCGGUGGAGCAGCUGGUCCAUGCCACUUCCCCUGAGCUCAUUCGCGAGAGUCGCGUGCUCGACCUCCCGCCCCUGCCCUUCUGGGUCCACGGGAGGGUAGCGCUCAUGGGAGACAAGGAGAAAGAUGGGGAAGAGGGGAAAGAGGGGAAAGAGGGGGAAGAGGGGAAAGAGGAGAAUUCAGCAGGUAGUGAUGAAAGUGAGGCGAAAGCAGCGCCAAAGAUCGAAGAAGUUCAAGCGGCAUCGGCUGCAGUGGCAGCAAGAGAGGGGCGUGAUCCUGACGAGGAGCUGUAUGGUUAUGACAUUGUGGUUCUGGAGUAG